This is a messenger RNA of Diaporthe citri, 1224 nucleotides long. RefSeq lists its product as uncharacterized. Bases 1 to 1224 code for a protein of 407 amino acids. Gene Ontology annotation, cellular component: fungal-type cell wall. Gene Ontology annotation, biological process: fungal-type cell wall polysaccharide metabolic process. The record is from RefSeq and is a predicted model, not a curated record. The transcript has a single exon. Lineage: Eukaryota; Fungi; Ascomycota; Sordariomycetes; Diaporthales; Diaporthaceae.
AUGCUCACCAAGACUUGCUUCGCGCUUGCUUCGGCCGCUCUUGUCAGCAACGGUGCCCUUGCCGUGAACCACCGCCACCGUCAUGGUCAUGAGCAGAAGCGUGCUCUCAUCUACGAGACCACCGAGACCGUCACUGACAUUGACUGGGUCACCGUGACUGUCGACCCCAACGAGCCAGCCACCGUGCCUCCUGUCGUUGAGGCUACGUCUGCCUCCAGCUCGACUUCUGUCGAGGCCACUCCCUCUGUGCCCAGCGUCGCCCAGCCCGCGGCUCCCUCUUCUUCGUCGUCGGCCACACCCGUCGUCGUCGAGACUCCCACCCCGACACCAAGCCCGGCUCCCACCACGCUGGCUACCAGUGUUGCUUCUCCGUCGCCUGCCACCCCCUCCCAGGUUCUCGAGACCCCUGAGGUUGCAGCUGUUGCCGCGGCGCCUUCUUCGUCCUCGUCUUCGUCUUCGGCUGCGGCCGUAGCUACGACUGCUGCGGCUACGACUUCCGGCAACAAGCGAGGUGCCGCUUACAACAUUGCCAGCCUGGUCUCCCCCCUGAUUGGCACCGGCAGCAAGAUCAGCUGGGCUUACAACUGGGGCCAGGUGAGCGAUGGGCUUGACGAUGUUGACAGCUCCCUGGAGUACGUCCCCAUGCUGUGGAGCAACAGGGAGGACUUCAUCUCGACCUGGGACUCCAACGCCAAGACCGCCAUCAGCAACGGCGCUAAGAACUUCCUCGGCUUCAACGAGCCCGACAACCCGGGCCAGGCCAACAUGGACGCCGCCAGCGCCGCUGCCGCCUAUAUCCAGUACCUGACACCCCACGCCGGCUCCGUCCGCCUCGGCUCCCCCGCCAUCACCAACAGCGGUACUGACGGCGAGGGCGUGAGCUGGCUGAAGCAGUGGGUCAGCGCCUGCAACGGCCAGUGCCAGUUCAGCUUCUGCGCCGCGCACUGGUACUCCCCCGCGAGCAGCAGCGACUUCCUCAACUACGUCACCCAGGUCCACGAGGCCUGCGGCACCGACAAGACCGUCUGGAUCACCGAGUUCGCCCCCACCGGCGCCGAUGACGCCACCAUCUCCUCGUUCCUGGAGGAGGUCCAGGACGCCCUCGACAACAACUCGACCUACAGCUUCGUCGAGAGGUACUCGUACUUCUACGUCGCCGACGGCUCCCUGGUCACUGGCACCUCCGCCAGCAGCUUUGGCAACACCUUUGCCUACGGCUCCUGA